Cataglyphis hispanica is the source of this 2648-nucleotide messenger RNA. RefSeq names its product lysyl oxidase homolog 3A-like. Gene Ontology annotation, molecular function: copper ion binding; protein-lysine 6-oxidase activity. The transcript is spliced from 9 exons. The coding region runs from base 995 to 2515 and encodes 506 amino acids. Gene Ontology annotation, cellular component: membrane. Gene Ontology annotation, biological process: peptidyl-lysine oxidation. The record is from RefSeq and is a predicted model, not a curated record. Lineage: Eukaryota; Metazoa; Arthropoda; Insecta; Hymenoptera; Formicidae.
AGAUUCGUAGACCAAAGAAAAAUAAUUUUAACAUCCCAGUUUUAAUUCUGAUGAUGUUUAAAUUUAACUCGUUGAACAACAUAGCUUCUUAAAAUUGUACUCAAUGUCUUAAAGAAUCUUUCCAGUAAUACAUAUUUAAAAGCAUUAUUAUUUAAAAACAUAUUUAAAAGCAUUAUUAUUAUUUAAUCUUAAUAAUUAUCGAUAUAAGAAAUAUGCGUAUUUCUUUGAAAUAUUAUUUAAAUGUUUUAUAUAUUCACGAAAUAAAAGAGAGAAAAAAUUAUCUAUUUGGACUCUUUUGGCAUCUUCCUGUGCGGCAAAGUAAUCGGAUGUCAAAAAAAAAGUAAGAAAAGAAAGAUUGUGAGACGAGUUGAAAAUCGAGAGGAGGAUAUUUUCCUCCUCUCAGAGUUCUAUCCUCGGUCAAAAUCAUUGGAUAUCAUCAUGGCUAUUCUAAUCGCGCCGACAGCUGACUUAAGCGGGUCGUCGAGGCUAAUGAAUCGUUCGGGAAGAGAUCGACGACGCGGAAAAAGAAACGAUCCGCCCAUCUGGAUCGCUGAUGAUCUUAUAAGCCGAUGCGAUAUAUGCUUGUUAAGUCGUCGCGUUGCGUGCUUGUCGCGCGAUCAGUAGACCCCGCGGAAUCGUAUGCGAAAUGCGCGUGUAUUAUUUCGAUACGAUGCGACUUUUCGGCUCUUCGAGGAUCCGUAGCGAGAGAACAGUCUGUGAUUAAAUCGCAAGUGUUCGCGAAACUCUCUUUAUGGCACAUCAAAAUGUGCACGUGCACUAUUUCACGUACAGAGUGCUGAAAAAAAUUAUACAUAAAUAUAAUACAAAUUGUACUUGUGCAAAUUUUUCGCCAUUGAUUCUUUUUUUUUUUUUUUUUGUUUUAAUAAAUAUGAUUUUAUGGUGUCGACUUUUUAAUUUCCGCGUAAAAUAAAUAGAAAGUUGCAGUAAUUUGGCUUCGUGGUGGGAGCAUUAAAAUUUUCAUAACGCAAGAAAAAUGAGAGUGCAACUACGACGGAUAAGAAUCGCGUUUAGUUUGAUAGUACUGUUAUCAAUAUUUGAGUUUUGCAUGAGCAACAACGACACCUGGACCAGGAAUCGCGACAGGAAGAUACGCGUAAUCAAGAAGUUAAAGAAGGACUUCCGGAAGUUGAAGAAGCAGGAAGGAGCAUUAAAGCUGACAGGAGGCGAAAAUGGUGAUUACGAAGGAAACGUGGAAAUACUUCACGAUGGAAAGUGGGGCGGUAUAUGCGACGACGAAUGGGACGACUUGGAGGCACGUGUGGUUUGCAGGCAAUUAGGCUUCAACGGUGCAAUUAAAGCGACGACAUACGGCCACUUUGGUCAGGCCAGAAGAAGAUACUGGAUGGAUAACGUUUACUGUGACGGAUCCGAGGACGAAAUCGCGAAAUGCCGUUUCGACGGAUGGGGUGUCUCCGAUUGUGGCAGCAACGAAGCAGCCGGCGUCAUUUGCUUGCACGAUGAUAAAGCGGAAGCAUCAUCGUCAUCGAUCCCGCGGAAGGAGUUGCCAAAGGCCAGAAUAAAGGAUAUAUAUCAGCAAGGCAUGGCAUUGCGGUUAUCAGGAGGGCGCGUGCACUCCGAAGGCCGAGUGGAGAUUAAAUUAGGCAAUGAAGAUUGGAGUACCGUCUGCGGUGACGGUUGGUCCAUUCUCGAAGCUGCUGUGGUUUGCCGUCAAUUGGGCCUCGGUUAUGCUUCCGACGCGAUACAGACUAAUUUUUUCGACAAUCGAGAGCCGAUGCCGAUGUCGAUCAGCGGAAUACAAUGCAAUGGAAACGAGGAAAAUCUAGCUGAGUGCCUGCACGACAAGAUUGUAGACUGUCCAGGGACGGUGGAGAACGUGGCGGGGGGGAUAUGUCAUCGAGAAAUGGCUGAUCUCGUGUUCGAUCACAUCGAGCUGAUGCGCACCGCGCAUCUUGAGGACCGUCAGCUCUAUUGGCUGCAGUGCGCGAUGGAGGAGAAUUGCGUGGCCUCGCAGGCCUACAAAGUGCAGCAGGAAUCCGAAAAUUGGCAUUUAGAGACGAGACGAUUGUUACGCUUCACGGCAAGGAUUUUAAACGCCGGCACCGCAGACUUCCGUCCGUCUGUGCCCAAACAUCUGUGGGAAUGGCACAUGUGUCAUAUGCAUUAUCACUCGAUGGAAGUAUUUGCUACUUUCGAUAUAAUCGAUUCAAGCGGCAAUAAAGUAGCCGAAGGCCACAAAGCGUCCUUCUGCCUCGAGGACAAUCAAUGUAUGCCCGGUGUUCAACCCAGAUACAAAUGCGCCAAUUACGGGGAUCAAGGUAUUUCCGUUAAUUGCAGUGACAUUUAUAAGCAUAAUAUUGACUGCCAGUGGGUGGACAUUUCCGAACUCGAGCCAGGACAUUACACGCUCAAGGUCGCGGUGAAUCCCGAAUUCAAAGUUGGCGAGAUGUCGUUCGAUAACAAUGCGGCGAUCUGCCGCCUGCUUUAUACAGAAACUUUUGCAACUGUCCACAGUUGCAUAAUGGGACGUCCUUGACGCGCUGUGCACGAUUACGACAAUUUUUUUUGUUGCUGUGGGCUAUCUACGGGGUGAGAUUAUUACCGGCGUUGGUUGCGAAUGGACAAAAAGCGUUAUGAAUUUAAUAAAAUAAUUUUACAAUGUAUAUAGA